This is a messenger RNA of Vanessa tameamea, 2259 nucleotides long. It is a transcript of the gene not, whose product is annotated as ubiquitin carboxyl-terminal hydrolase nonstop. Bases 264 to 1724 code for a protein of 486 amino acids. Gene Ontology annotation, molecular function: zinc ion binding; cysteine-type deubiquitinase activity. Gene Ontology annotation, biological process: protein deubiquitination. The record is from RefSeq and is a predicted model, not a curated record. Lineage: Eukaryota; Metazoa; Arthropoda; Insecta; Lepidoptera; Nymphalidae. The transcript has 8 exons.
AUGUUAUUAUGUUUUGAGCGUAGGUAGCUAGCUGCAGGGCGCAAGUACUCCCAGGCUAGCGAGAGCUACAGUCGGGCGAAGCGAACCGUGCGUUAACGAGGUGAGAUUGUACAUCUCGUCUUUGUACUCAAGAAUUUUGUUCUAUGGUUAUCUUUUGUGUGGAAAAAAGAACACGCCCUUUAUUAAUGCUACGUUAUAAUUAAACAAUCAGUAAAUAAAAGUCCUAAUUUGCAUAGCCGGUGCUACAAUUUACAGGCGAAACAAUGAAUGACAGUGGAUGUAUACACUUAAAUAAUUUUAAGGCUGCUAAAGGAACAAAUCCUUAUAAAAUAGUGCACGCAUUUUUUGUGUCAUGCACUUCCUACGAAGCAAGGAGAUACAAGGCUACAUCAUGUUUGUGCUUCGCCUGUGGACAGACAGGACCACGGAUGCAUUCCUGUCUCCAUUGCAUAUAUUUUGCAUGUUAUGGGGGACAUGUCCUUGAUCAUUCCAAGACUAAAAAACAUUUCUUAUAUGUCGACUUGAGUUAUGGAAAUAUAUUCUGUGCGCAAUGUCAAGAUUAUAUUUAUGAUAGAGAGUUCACUGAUAUUUCUAGAACACUUCGAUUGAAGGAAGCAAAAUCUUUAGGAAUCAGUGUGCCAUUUACGCCAUGGCUGCCUAAUAAUAAUGAAGCGAUGGCUCUUCGACGUCUGAGAAAACGUCGUCUUAUCAGUCCUCACACAACUAUUGGACUGAGAGGUCUACAGAACCUUGGUUCUACUUGCUUUAUGAACUGCAUUGUUCAGACUUUAAUUCACACGCCUCUGCUACGAGAUUAUUUUCUAGGCGAAAAACAUAAGUGUAAAACUCAAGGAUCCGGAAAAUGCCUUGUUUGUGAAGUUUCCAAGCUGUUCCAGGAGUUCUACUCCGGCGCGAAGACCCCGCUGACGCUGCACCGCCUGCUGCACCUGAUCUGGACGCACGCGCGCCACCUGGCCGGCUACGAGCAGCAGGACGCGCACGAGUUCUUCAUCGCUACGCUGGAUGUGCUGCACAGACAUUGCAUGAACGGUGUCGAAGAUACAGAAAAGAAGGAAAAUGGUCGUUGCAACUGCAUCAUUGAUCAAAUAUUCACCGGCGGCCUGCAGAGUGACGUCGUAUGCACUUCCUGCUCGGGAGUCUCCACCACCAUCGAUCCCUUCUGGGAUAUCAGUCUGGACGUGGCCGGUCCGGGCUCUCUGCAAGCCUGCCUCGAGCGCUUCACCAGGGCCGAGCACCUCGGAUCGGCAGCUAAAAUAAAAUGCUCCAAUUGCAGAGCCUAUCGCGAAUCAACCAAACAGUUGACCCUCGAAACUCUGCCCAUAGUGGCGAGUUUCCACCUCAAACGCUUCGAGCAUUCCUCUCAAAUCGACCGGAAAAUAUCCGCCUUCGUGUCGUUCCCGGCCGAGCUGGACAUGACGCCGUUUAUGUCGACCCACCGGCGGGCGGUGGACGCGGCGGACAACAACAACGCCCCCGAAGGGAUCUUCGAGGACAACCGCUACUCCCUGUUCGCGGUCGUGAACCACCUGGGCUCUCUGGACGCCGGCCACUACACGGCCUACGUCCGCCAGAUGAAGGGCAGCUGGUUUAAGUGUGACGACCACAUGAUCACCAGGGCGUCUCUGCGCGAGGUUCUCGAUAGCGAAGGGUAUCUGCUCUUCUAUCACAAGACUGUUUUGGAGUACGAGUGUGAAGUCUCAUAAAUCAACAAUGACGGUAUUGAUUGGUUUUCUCAUUUUGACCGCCAUCGGCAUUUGAUGGAAAGUUAAUUCAAUCGAUCGAUGUUGUAAUCAUGCUUCGUAGUAUUCACUUAUAAAUUGUAUACUAAAUGAAAUAUGUUAAAAUGUCAUAUUUCCUGGCGUGAUAUUAGUGCGUAGAUGUUCGUAACGGAGUCUUGUAUAUUUUGCGAGAUUUAUGAAGUUUUAGUUUUAAGCUUAAUUUUAACUGUAGAUAUUUCCUUUGGUGACUAGUAAAUUAUUAUUAUUGUGGACUGAAAAAAUUCUCAUCUAACUUUUAAUUUUAUAACAAGCUUUGCUUUAUUGAGCAUAAAUAAAGUACGUGUGUAUCGGGAAAUUAAUUUCCUGGUUCUAAAUGAACAAUAUUAUUUACACACAUAUCAAUCCCUCAAUAGACAUAUGUAAAAAAAAUACAAAAACAAGAAAAAAAAAGUGUUUAAUAAUUUGUGUACGUUACAGAACAAUUAUAACUACCUCGAUUUUUAUUAGCAUUUGCUUCGUA